Molecule: messenger RNA, 2243 nt
Organism: Seminavis robusta
Lineage: Eukaryota; Bacillariophyta; Bacillariophyceae; Naviculales; Naviculaceae
Source: the annotation of a GenBank genome assembly
UCGGGAAUAAAGUCUACUGUUUUCGCAACAAAACCGAUUUUCAAGGGGCGACCAUAAUAACACAGGCCGAGAGUGGACCAAUCUAGUCCAUAGAGACAAUGCCGCGACGAGGAGCCGCCACCAAGGCGACGAAGACAUCGAUGGACUCAGAGGAAGAUGUUCCUUUGGCGCCCAAGCGAAGCAAUCCUCAGAAACCAGGUUCACUAUCUUUGGAAUCGGAAGCCUCAGCGGCGUCGGAGGCAAAGGUAUCAGUGGAAGAACGCUUUGAAAAUGAGAGCUACAACAUGAAAGUCAAGCACUGGAAAGACUCGCCAUUUGCUGUGGGAUUAACAGAAGUUACUUGGGCUGACGAAAAGCUGCGCAAUGGCAACUCCAACUCGGACGAUCAAAGCCUCGACAGUGCCAACUGCCUCUGCUUUUCUUCCGCCGUUUGCCCCCAUGUACCAGGUGUCGUGCGAGUGGGAAACAUGUCUGUGUUGAAACAAUCUACCUACUCGAUCGAUGCAGAAGAAGAAGACGAAGAGACGGGUGAGAUCAGAGUUGUCAGAGUCAUCAGACCGAAAUUAGAUAUUGUGGUGGGGCCAUAUUGGCCCAUGCUCUGCCUUGUGACAUACCCGCUGAUUCUUGGAAUAUCAGGAUGGUCAUUGCUCAGGGCGGUACCAGGAAAACCAUUCUACCUUCAAUUGGCUUGGUUGACUGGUACGAUUGGGCUUAUUGUGUCCCUCGCAUUGACUGCCUGCCGAGACCCAGGAAUCAUGUACAGGCGACAUGCCCCGCCCAAGCGAACACAAACAUGGCGCUGGUCAGAUCAAGCGCAAACAUACCGACCCCGUGGAGCAAUCUACGAUCCCGAUACGGCAGUGGUGGUCGAAGGCUUCGACCAUACUUGCCCAUGGACAGGCACUGCAAUUGGUCGCAAAAAUAUGCUUUCGUUCCAGUUCUUUGUAUGCCUUGUCUUUGUUAUGAUGGUAUUCAACAUUCUCCUCCUGACCAAGUCCUUGGGCAAAUAAUGAAAGGCUGCCGUCGAGGCUGUUGAACAGAAAAAGUAACUAAACCGGUGUACGUAGUACGGUAGGAGUGAAGUCGAUCACUGCAGGCUUGUAUAUACAUGUAUUGACUUUAGCUAGCUAGCAGGUGGAUUUGAGAGGGUUCCUAUUACACUUUUACUCCAGCUCUAGCCAGAUCAGUUUGUAGUACUGGUAGAUUCGAUAGACCCUACAUACCGUACAUGACGGACACCGCCCUUUCCAAUGGCGAUCAGGUGAUGGAUGGUAUUUUUGAAAACGUAAACCUUGUUGCUCUCAUUCAUCGUACCGUGUCUCUUCUCACAUCCUGUAGUGCUUAUGGUAGACUAUGCACGACGAAGAAGGAACAGAAGGUCGCCGACUUCUUCACGAAGUCCAACGACAAUAGGACGAGUAGAGCGGCUGUGGCGAAGUUCCGAAACAAAACCUCCCACAGCAAAGUACUCCUCCUCCUCUUCCAAGAAGAACAAGGCUUCUAACAUGGAGGCUCGAUCUGUGGGUUCUAUACAUCAUUCUUCUUGUUUCUUAUCUUUUCAACUGAAGCAGGUUGAUUAUUGAAUGUCUUCAGUUGAAGAUGCACCGCUCCUAUCAGGAUUGGAAGCAUGCUGACAUCCUUGAUUGUUGAACAACUCAUUGCCCCUCACAAUCUCACACACCCUCAGACAUCUUCCUGGCUGUUUGACCUGUUGCUUUGUCAUGGAUCGAUUCGGCCUCCAUCGGAGUAUGCUCUCCCGUUGCGAUUCAAAUUGAUCCUUGGGUUGUGGCUUCGUAGUUAUGUCUGCAAGCUGGUGCCAGCUCUUGUAGUGUGAUCUUCUUGGCCCUUAUAACAUAAUUCCAGAAGCGAUGCAGCUUUGACAUAGAUAUGCUUCGUUCUGGGAGAAUCUUCGGUAACUCCGCCAUCUCGACUGCACGCUGCGCCGCUGUUGUGUUCGCAGACGUUACAGUGCACAAGUUGUGGCUUUACAUGCAUUCUCCACUGUAGAUAUGACCUUUGCUCAUCUAUCAACGACGUCGUUUAAUAUGCAUCGUCAUCGACUGGCUCCGACUCCUCGUUGACAGCAAGAAGACCAUUGUAACCUGGCGUUCAAUCGUAAGAACUGUAUACCGGUAUUGUGGUGGAGCACCAAAACCAGUGGGAAAGUGCAACGAACACCUAGAUUGGUGGCAAGAUGGAAACGACUUGUCGGAAACUAGUGUGUUGCCGAGAUCUGAGGUGUG